Molecule: messenger RNA, 3924 nt
Organism: Eutrema salsugineum
Lineage: Eukaryota; Viridiplantae; Streptophyta; Magnoliopsida; Brassicales; Brassicaceae
Exons: 12
Coding region: 1-3924 (1307 amino acids)
Biological process (GO): DNA repair; telomere maintenance
Molecular function (GO): DNA helicase activity
Source: RefSeq, a predicted model, not a curated record
AUGCCAUUUGAAAUACUUGACAAAUUCGAGGAUGUGUUGCUCGAAGGAGAGUGGUAUUUUCUUGGUAAUUUUGCAGUUACCGACAGAUUACCACAUCCAAGUAUAUCAUCAAUCGACUGUCAUAUACGUAUCAACGAGGAUACAAUCACUGCGAAAACCGAUCCGAAGUCUUCCAGAGAAAUAUACUCUUUCUGUCCAUUCAUAGAUAUUUUGCUUGCGUCGAUUCAAACAGAACGAUAUCUUGUUGAUCUUCUCGGGGUUGUCACUUUUGUUCAGAAACUUCAAAGAGGAGUUCAUAUGUCCGAUACAUCGGAUACACCCACAGAACGUCCACUUAUUCGUUUUGUACUCGAAGAUCUCGGGUGGAGAGGUGGUAAUGCUAAGAACGCACGAUAUGCUCCUACCAGUGUAACCGAUAUAGACCAACUUGGAGGUUUGUUCCGUUACAAUAUCAAUGAAGUUCCUGAUCUAACACCCCCGGGAAUUCGUAAUGCACAGCAGAGACGAAUGCAUAGCAUGCGUGAGAGGAGAGAAAGAAAAGAAGCUAUUGAUCUUUUGGCUACUUCUAUCAACACCGAAGACUUUGCUUGCUUUAUUGCUACUGAUUCUGAGUCCGAUAUGGAUUAUGAUGAAGACUCUAUGUCGGAAAGUGAUGAUGUGGGAAAACCGAGGCCUGGUAAUAAAAAGAAAGGAAGACCCAAAAAACGUGCUAAAACCUCUGAUUUUUGUGAUGAGGAUGCAACAGAGACCGUUGUUAUUAGAACAGAUUUAUUGGAAUCAGUUAGUCCUGAUCUGAAAGAUGGAGAUACCGAAGGGAGGAAAAGGUUGCAUAUUACUAUGAGAGAGUUUUUUGCUUACCGCAUACAAGAGAGGGUUGGUGAGUCACCAAUCAUCCCUUUAUCUGGAAGAUUGUUCCAGCAGUUUUUAGUGGAUGCGUACACGAUGAUUGAGACUAAUAGACUACGUUUCAUAUCAAUGAAUCAGUCUAAAAUUCGUUGCGAAAAUUAUGACAAAAUAAAGAAAACUGUUGAUGAAGGUGACACUGAUCUUUCUGACAAGGGUAAACGUAUUAUUAUACCUUCUUCUUAUACUGGUGGUACAAGGUAUAUGGUGCAACAGUAUCUAGAUGCGAUGACUACUUGCCAGCAUUUUGGUUUUCCGGAUCUUUUCAUAACCUUUACGUGUAAUCCCAAAUGGCCUGAGAUUACCAGGCACCUAAAAAGACAUAACUUGAAGCAAGAGGAUAGACCAGAUAUAUGUACGCGAGUGUUCAAGAUGAAACUAGAUGAUCUCAUGCACAGACUCACCAAAGAAAAUGUGUUAGGUGUCGUAAAAGCCGAAUCUGGUCACAAGCUACCAACUGGUGAUGACAUUGAUAAGAUAAUAUGUGCUGAGAUUCCUGACAAGGAUAUUGAUCCAGCGCUGUAUGAGAUAGUAGGAGAUGUCAUGAUGCAUGGACCAUGUGGUGCUUUGAAUAAGGAUAGUGUUUGCAUGGCUGAAGGAAAAUGUACAAAGUAUUUUCCAAAACCUUACAGUCCGAUCACUAAAAUAGAUGAUGUUGGAUAUCCUAUAUACAGGCGACGUAAUGAAAGAAGGAGUCUUACACUGCUUUAUAUGGCUCAUAUCAACGUCGAAUGGUGUGUACAAUCUCGAUCAGUAAAGUAUCUAUUCAAGUAUAUUCAUAAAGGUGCUGACUAUAUUCGUGCAACUAUCAAGAAUGAUGAUAAAGAAAACGAGAUUAAGAAACACUUCAAUUGUAGGUAUGCAGCACCUUCGGAGUCUACGUGGAGAAUUUUCUGUAAUCAUACUCACCAUCGCACGGUUUCUGUAGUUAAACUACCCUUUCAUUUACCAAAUCAGCAAAUGGUCAUAUACAACGAGGAUGCUCCAGGUGACGAGGUUAUUAAUCGUGUCUCAGUUGGUACGUCAAAAUUCAUUGCUUGGAUGGAGUGCAACGAUAAGUAUGAACUGGCGAGGACGUUAACUUAUGCGCAAUUUCCUAUGAGAUUUGUGUGGAAUAACCUAAAGAGAAUAUGGACGCCACGAUCAAGGAGAGUUGCUCUUGGUAGAAUCACGUACGUAUCCAUUGGGGCAGGUGAAGCGUAUUAUUUAAGGCUUCUGCUUAAUUUAGUCAAAGGACCACAUAGUUUUGAUGAUAUAAAAACGGUCAACAAAGUUCUACAUUCUUCGUUCAAAGACGCUUGCUAUGCGUAUGGAUUAUUGAAUGAUGACAAAGAAUAUAUUGAGGUCAUCAAUGAGGGCGGCUUGUGGCUUUCUGCCAAUUAUCUCCGUCGUCUUUUUGUGAUCCUGCUCACUACUCAAAGUAUAUCCAUUCCUUCUAGAGUGGGAUGCUACAUGGCAGCUGUUAGUCUAUCUCAGGAGCAAGUUAAAGACUUUACUCUGGUCGAAAUAGAACUUCUUUUACGUGUAAGUGGAAGAUCCUUAAAAGAAUUCACACCUAUGCCGUUUCCUGAAGAUAUUACUCUGGAGUCACGUGAUAAUCCUCUUAUUCGGGAUGAGAGGAAUUACAAUCGCGAAACUCUUAGAGUAAGAAACGAGAAGAUGUUAGCCACUGUAACCAGUGAACAGAGAAGUGUUUAUGAUGAGAUACUAGAAGCAGUAAAUAAGAACAAAGGAGGUAUGUUCUUUGUUUAUGGUUCUGGAGAUACUGGUAAAACUUAUUUGUGGAGUCUAUUAGGAUCUGCUCUACGUUCCCAAGGUGAUGUUGUUUUUAAGGUUGCAUCGAGCGGGAUUGCUGCGUUGUUAUUAGAAGGAGGCGGAACUGCGCAUUCAAGAUUUGCAAUCCCUAUUGUGGUUAAUAAGUUUACCUUCUGUUCAAUCAAGAAGGAGUCGAAUCUUGCCGAUCUGAUAAAGAUUGCUAAACUCAUUAUAUGGGACGAGGCGUUGAUGAUGAGUAAAGACUGUUUCGAGACCCUAGAUAGAACGAUGCGUGAUAUAUUAGAAGUUGAUAAGCCCUUUGGUGAUAAGGUCAUUGUUUUAGGAGGGGAUUUUUGGCAAAUAUUGCCAGUGAUUCCAAAUGCCGGGAAGACAGAGAUACUUAUGGCCACUUUGAAUUCGUCACCUCUGUGGUACAAAUGUAGAGUGUUGAGACUUACACAGAACAUGCGACUUAUAGCUGGAGAUAAUAGCCGUGCGAUGCUUGAACAAGCUGCCUUUACAAAGUGGAUCUUAGACAUUGGUGAUGGUAUGAUAAAUGACGAUGGAAGUGGUGAAGCCGUGACUGAUAUUCCUGAUGAUCUGUUGAUUAAAGAAUGUAAAGAUCCUAUAAAAACGAUCGUCAAAGAAAUUUAUAGGAGUUCGUUUUCGAAAGAGACUGAUCCUAAAUUUUUCCAAGACCGUGCCAUACUGAGUCCAAGAAACGAUGAUGUAGAUAUGAUAAAUGAUUAUAUGCUUUCAAAGUUAUCGGGUGUUGAAAGGACCUAUCUUAGUUGUGAUAGCAUUGAUACGACUGAAGAAGUUUUGAGAGAGGGUACUCCUGUAAUGCUUCUAAGAAAUAUCGACCCUAAGAAUAGGUUGUGUAAUGGCACAAGACUCAUCAUUAUCAAGAUGGCUAAUUAUGUUCUCCAGGCUCAGAUAAUAACAGGUAGCAAGGUUGGUGAAAAGGUACUGAUUCCUAGGAUACUCCUCUCUCCUUCGGAGAUGAAACUUCCUUUCAGGAUGAGACGCAAGCAGUUUCCUAUCACAUUAGCUUUUGCAAUGACUAUAAACAAAAGCCAAGGACAGACACUCGAAAAGGUUGGUUUGUAUCUUCCAAGACCGGUUUUUACUCAUGGGCAACUCUAUGUCGCUGUAUCGAGGGUUACAUCAAGAGAAGGUUUGAAGAUAUUGAUCACCGAUAAAGACAACAAACCACAAAACAUAACAUUGAAUGUCGUCUACAAGGAGGUUUUUGACAAGAUAUGA